GCUUUUCACUGAACAAGCAAGCUCAAUAACAAAUUGCCCGCGUUAAUUUUCACAAUCUUAUCUGCCGUUAGAGUUUGUAGCCACCGGCAACCUCUUUCAGUCAGUGAUUAUCCUGUAUUGUGCUGUAGCCUUUAGCAGCAGCAGCAGAAUACAGUCAGCAAGCAAUCAUCUUGGUGGAGUUCAUUAUGUACAGGCAGUACUAUAGUAGGAACCAGAGAAAUAGGGGAAUCAAGCUUAAGUAUGCUCUGCAAAUUAGCUUACUUGUUGCUAUAUGCUUUUGGUUGAUUUACCAAGUUGAGUGUUCUCAUGAUAAGAACGAAGAAUUUGAAGCAAGUGAUGAAAAAGAUUUUCUGAACAGAGGAAGUAUUGGUGGACUUAUAAGGAUCAGAAGGAAGACUAUCCGUCCCAUGUAUGACGAGAUUGAAUCUGAAGAGGAGACCACUGAAGAAGACGAGCAUGAAGAAGAGAAAUUAGAUGCAGAGGUUGAUCAAGAAGAGACUGACAUUACUGAUGGGGCCAGAGAAGAUGGUACUGUCAGAGAAAGUGAAGGAGAAAUAGGUGAUGAUAGCAAUGGCAGAAAGCAGGAGAAGUCUGUGGAGUUUGGUGAUCAUGAAAGAGGUGAUAAGAGUAGCCAUGAGGAUGGUGGUGCAUCAAGUUCCCUGACUCAUGAUAACCACACUGGAAUGGCUGAAAAUGAGGAAGGAGUUGUGGGAAUCUCUGAUCAACAACACCUUGAACACAUUUUGGAACAGAAAAACAAAGAAAAUCGUGGCGAGGAAGCAUAUGAUGGUGAGAUAAAGAAAUGGUUGAAGGUGAAUGGUGGUGAAAUAUCUGCUGAUGCCAAUCCAUCAAGUGCAACACAAAUUGUGACAAAUAUUACAACUGAGGAAAACAAUUUGGACAGUUCAGAGGAGGGCUCAUCGUUGACAGAAGCACCUACUGAUAAUAAUUCAGAAUCAAGCAACAGCACAACUGAUGUCUCAGCAAAUAUUCCCAAGUCAUCGGAGCAAAAUUUCACUGAGAGUGUGACCGAGUUAGAUCAGGACCAGAGAAUUGCUACUGAAAACACAUCAACCAAAGGAUCCAACUUAAAAACUAGUAUUGGUCUUCAGCAGGUGAAUGCUUCUACCUUAGGCGUGGAAAAUUAUCUUGCAGACUCUAACUCAACAGGUCACACUGAACCCAAAAGUCGGAGUCAAACCUUGACGAUUUCUCCAAACUCUGGAAGAUGGAACGAACAUACAAAAGAAUGAUACUGUGUGAUUCAAGUGACAAAAGAUCAUUAUAGUCUCCCUGAAAUACAGCUGGAGAUGAAGCUGCAGGAUGAAGAUAUACUGUAGCUUCACAUACUGCAGGUUCAUUAUUCGUGAGCUGAAGUCAUGACCCUAGAUUUUAGAUGUUCAGGUUUCAUAGAGGAAAUGUUGUAAAGAUCUCAUAAUACAAUUUCAGGUAUGUUAGGCAAAAUGAUGAUAUACAGUUUGAUUACAUGAUGAUCUAUUGCUUUCAUCUCUGUAUAACCAAUUGUUCAGCAUGCUAUAGGUUGAUGAAACAGUUUCCUCUUUACAUUAGAAUGUGAUAUGGUUGUAUUUGUA
Molecule: messenger RNA, 1592 nt
Organism: Salvia hispanica
Lineage: Eukaryota; Viridiplantae; Streptophyta; Magnoliopsida; Lamiales; Lamiaceae
Source: RefSeq, a predicted model, not a curated record